Messenger RNA from Tuber aestivum (summer truffle), 1684 nucleotides. NCBI's taxonomy places the organism in Eukaryota, Fungi, Ascomycota, Pezizomycetes, Pezizales, Tuberaceae. The record is from the annotation of a GenBank genome assembly.
GACGUUUUCGCCUUUUGAUCAUUCCACCACCGCUUACCUCGUGCCAGAACAGCACCCCUAACUCAUAACCCAGCUCAGACACCACCUAUCAUACCUGCCUCUCUAUCUGUUUACCGUACCCGUCGAGCACGAAAGGUCCACCGAGUUGGCAGACAGACGGACCAGCCCAACGCCGUGAAUACCCGUUCUCGACGAUAAGAAAAGGUCACCGCCACGGGUACAAAUAAGUCCUCGCCCCUUCCGUAUCUUUCUCUUCUCCUCGUUUAUCCCAAUUUACCCCUUCCGGUCUGUGCAUAGGAAUAGCGAGGAAGGAGGCGAGCAAACUGCGAGAGCCGCAAGCAAAGGGUGAAAGAAUGUCCGAAGCAACAGCCCCCGGCGCCGACGCUGCUGUUCCUAUCCACUCACAGCAGCACAGCAAUGCCCCGCCCGCCCGCAAUCGCAGUGAGAACAAGCAGAGCUUCGACUAUAUUAUCCGCAGCGGUAUAGCUGGUGGUGUCGCCGGUUCCGCCGUGUGUCCUCAUCCUCUCCCCCUCUCCCCUGCUCAUCCACUAACAUUCACUGCAACAGGCCAAAACCCUAAUAGCCCCACUCGACCGCGUAAAAAUCCUCUUCCAAGCCUCUUCCCCGGCCUUCACGAAAUACACAGGUACCCCUUUUGGCGUGCUCCGCGCCAUCUCCACUAUCCAGAAAUCCUCCGGUUACACCGGCCUCUUUCGUGGCCACAGCGCAACCCUGCUGCGAAUCUUCCCCUACGCCGCUGUCAAGUUUAUCGCAUACGAGCAGUUCCGUGCGUACCUGAUAAAGUCCCCCGAUCAGGAGACUGUGCUGCGACGUCUAGCCGCCGGUGCUGCUGCCGGCACCGCUAGCGUGUUUGCCACCUACCCGCUCGAGGUCAUACGCGUGCGACUGGCGUUCGAAACAAGGGUAGAGGAGAAGAGCUCGCUGAGGGGUAUUGUUAAGAGGCUUUGGCGGGAGGGGGCUGGUGGUGUCGGUGGAUUUUAUCGCGGUUUCGGGCCUACGGUUCUUGGUAUGCUGCCGUAUGCUGGCAUGUCCUUCCUCACGCACGACAUCGCGGGGGAUUGGCUAAGGCGGCGAGGAUACGUUAGCCUCCCCAAGGAGGGCACGAAGCACCAUAGCGGGAAGAAGCAAUUGAAGGCGUGGGCCCAGUUGUGCGCUGGUGGCUUUGCAGGCAUGGUUAGCCAGACGGCGAGUUAUCCUCUCGAAGUCAUCCGCAGGAGAAUGCAAGUCGGUGGUGCCGUCGGCGACGGCAGGGUCGUUGGCAUGCGUGAGACCGCUAGGGAUAUUUGGCGUGGGGGUGGAGUUAGAGGUUUUUUUGUAGGGUUGUCGGUACGUCCUACCAAAUUUUUUUCUAAAUGGGUGGAGUGGACUAAUGUGCCUUGGGUGGGUAGAUUGGAUACGUGAAGGUUGUGCCGAUGGUCGCGUGGGUUCUUCCUCUUCUAGCUUGCGCCUAUCUUGACGUGGGUCGAAUUGUGCUAACGAUGGCUGUAUUGUUAGUACUUCGUUCUUUGUGUACGAACGGUCAAAGACAUUUCUUGGGAUCCCAUAAUCCCUUCCCCCCCCCCCCGUUUUUUUUUUAUUGUUAAUAGUAUAUUUCCUACACAAUGCUCGAUAACCUCCUUCAGUUGCUUUUCUUUCUAGAAGUUAUAAGAUUUUUGACCCUUUU